This is a messenger RNA of Musca domestica (house fly), 8135 nucleotides long. RefSeq names its product little elongation complex subunit 1 (gene Ice1). The record is from RefSeq and is a predicted model, not a curated record. The coding region runs from base 250 to 7362 and encodes 2370 amino acids. NCBI's taxonomy places the organism in Eukaryota, Metazoa, Arthropoda, Insecta, Diptera, Muscidae. The transcript is spliced from 2 exons.
ACAUUUCUAAUGUCAGAGAAACGUUUACAGCAUGGAAAAAAUGUGUGUACUUUUACAAGCAGAAUAAAAAGAAUAAAAACGAGAAUUUAAUUCUUAUGUUAAAUUUAAUUUUGUGUAUUAAAAUGUGUUCUAAUCGCUCAAAUUAAUUUCACGACAAACGAUUUGUUUUGUGUGGUAAACAUUGGUUGACCAGUAAUAGUUAUAAUCUAGCGAUUCUUUUACAAACGAAGGAAAUUAUUUGCGCGAAAAAUGGCAGACUUCGAUUUCAGUGAUUUAAAUUUGGAUUUCUUACAAAGCACUCCUCCGAAAUCGUCCAACUCGGAUGAGCCAAGAACCGCUACACCAGUCCCUGCAGUCAGGCAUGAAAUAUAUUUUCAAAAAGAGACUGUUGGGGAAUCUCGCAAAAAGAAACGUCAAGAAUGGGCCAAGAAGAUAUCUAGUGCGGAUCGCUUGAUGAAGGAAAUACAAAAUUUAAAAUGUGAUAACUUACAAUUGCAAACUCAACUCAAGGAUUUUCAAACAACCGCUUUGGAUAUUCAAAGGUUGUAUGCGACUGAAAAAGAACAACAUGAAAUUAAAACCAAAGCACUGGAGGAGCUCAAGAAGCAAUAUGAAAAAAUUGAAACCGAAUUGGUUGUCAAGUCAUUGGAAUGUGACCAAUUUGAGGCAUGUUUGGAGGACCAGAAAGAGCGACCUGUUGAUUACAAUGAUCUGGUUAUGAAAUACUUAAGGCUGGUGAACAAAUUAGAAGGAGAGGAUAUGAUCAGAAACUUCCCUGACCGCGGCUUGGCAGAGGAAUUGAAACAAUAUUGUGCUAAAUUUAAAUUGAGAUAUCUUCCAGCGCGUCUGAUCAAUAGCCCUCAAAAGUCUUCUUCUCGUAUCAGAACACAAAAAACAUGCUACGCAGAUGCAGCUGUACAGUGUGACCAUGUAACAGAGGCACAGCCCACAAAACUAGAGACACGAAACCAAGGAGUCCAGUGUUGCGUUGUAUUGCGUUCGCAGGGUACACAACAUAUUAGCACCAUGACUACACGUAGCACCACAACAUCAUGUUUCAUUAGUUAUCGUAAUGUGGGCACAAGUAGCUCCGAUUUGCAAACAAUGCCACCUGCGGUUGAUGAUAUUUUGAGAGAAUUGGUUCCCUGGCAAAACAUUAAACCCGUAUCGCCAUUAAUAGAUAUACAGCAGCUGACGGAGGAGGCGAAACCCACAUUCAAAACAAUUGGAACAUGCACCUGGUUGUGUAAUAUAAGGCGGCCCAUUGAUUUUAUACCAAGAAAUAAAAUAAAGAGGUCGACAACAAACAUUGAAUUGUCUGAAGCUACAGCACACAAUACAUUAAAUAGAACUGUUAUUAAACAGGAAAUGAUAACACCAUCUCCUUCACCCACACCAAAUGCUACCUCUAGCCAAAAUGAAAGUACAGCAAACGCCACUUCAAAUCGUUCCCCUGUCACCAAUAUUUCAACCAAUCCUCUUCUAUCUGCAAUACAUUCAAACCCGCUUUUGAGUCAUGGAGCAAACCCAACAUUUCACGAACUUUGGCAUAUAUUUGGUAGAAUGGUAUUGGGUUUAUUACACACAACUAAUGAUAGCAAUGCAGGCAUUGCUGCUUCAACACAGGAUUCAGUCAAUCAGCAACAGUUUCACAAUUGGCUCAGGGAAAUCUAUGAUAGCUCAAUUCUUGCUGCAAGAGAAACACCUGACAUUGGUCAUACGUCAACUACAACUCAGCAAGAAGCUAGCAGAACACAAAGUGUCGGCACAAGUCCUUUGCAUUUUAAUGAAAGUUCUGUUCUAACAUCAACCAAUAUUGUGCGACCGGAAGCAAGAAGAACAAUUGCUAAUAUAUCAGAGGUAGAGGAAAUGCAAUUAGCCGGAGCUGAAGAAAGUGUUCAUGAAGAAGAUAAUCCCGCCGAAAUGACAUUGGCUUGUAGCAGUUCACAAUUGUCAACCCAGCUGAACUUUGAUGCAGAUUCAACCUCCUCCACAGUUAAACGUCCAAUACCAUGCACAUCUGUAUCAGCUGACAACAUGCCGAGCAAAAAACCGAAGAGUGCUGAACAUAAAAAUAAAUCUUCCAAAUCAAAAUGCGGAUCAAAAAUUAUGGAAGAUAUUAAGGAACUGUUUCCAGAAUUGAAAAUAAACAAAUCGAAACGGAAACAUCUCAAGCGUUUGUUAAAAGGCACAAAACAAAAGAAACAGAAAACAAAAUGCAAAUCACAGCCAAUUUCGGAACAUGAAGAUGUGGAACCGCAAGAAACGGCAAUUGAUUUUUUGAAAGAAAUAAUUGGGAGGAAGGAUAUUGCGUACAAUGGGGAACGUUUUGAACAAGAAGAAUCCAUACAAAGUGAUGCUGAGAGUUACUUACCAUGUGAAACAUCGCAAGAUUGUGAACACAAUACAACUCAAAAUGAGUUUGCAAAACGAGAAAAUAGAGAUGAAUUGGAAACUUUGUCAAAUGAAACCUACACAAAAGAGGAUAUUUUAAAACAUAGUGUAUUAUUGAGAAGUGAAACUCCUACAAGAACUGACUAUGAGAGUGAACAACGUGAAUGUGAUACAGAAAAUACUGCAAAUGAAGAAAUGUACAACCAAAGCGACAGCGAUUCUUUGGAUUCUCUACCCCAACCUACGGCAUUCAGAAGUGAUUUGGUUUCUACUAACCUAAGGGCUUUCCAUAACUUACCUAUAGACAAUUUAUACCAACAAAAAACGGAUGAUCAUACAAAUUCAUCUGAUCCACAGAAUGAACAAGAUAAAAAAGAAAAUCUUUGCACGGAUAGAAGAGAGCAAAGUGUGAAUCAUCAUCCUUCAAAUAUUCAAGAUCUAGAACAGGCAGAAGAAUCUACUCAAUAUUUGCAGAGCAGACAGAAAAUACUAACUGCGUCAUUUUCAUUUACUAAACCUGUCAAAAAGUUUAAAAACCCCAGAGUCUCCAAGAAAAAAGAAUUAUACAACUCACUCUUUGGCGAGACAUCAGAUACGGAAACUGACGAAUAUUCUGGAGAUGAUAAUCAGCAAAAUGCAACAAAGAGGAAAAAGAGGUUCACUGAAGAAACCCACAGUCAUAAAUCAAUGCAGAAGGGAAACAAUAGUCCCACAUGUAAUUUAGAACCAACUACCGAAAAUAGAGCUGAAGAUGUUGAACAUGGUUAUGCAUCUACAACAUCUUAUGAUUCUACAUUUUCAAUUCCCGAAAUACCCACACCUGUGCUUAGAAAUGCCGAAAUCACGAUAAUGAAUAACCUGAACACUGGAUCUUCACUGCUUCUCGAAACUAUGGAUAAGGAGAAUCAAUCUAUAUUGGAAUCAAUUAUUGAAAGAGAACUAGAAGAAAACCCAAUUACAACGAAUGAUGAAACUAUGGAAAAUAUACCACCAAUUGAUUUUGAAAAAGAUUUCGAAAUAUCCUCCUCGGAAGAUGAUCAAGAUAAUGUUGCACCGGAGAACAAUAGGAAUUUAGCUGUAAAUUAUAUAAGGAAAGAUUCCCCAAAGCCUUUGCUUAAUCAGAACACAACGAUAAAAAAUGACUUUGAAAUGUCUUCAUCUUCUGAUGAUGACUGCGAAGAUGUUCCAGCGGAUUCUAAAAGUCAUGCGGAUGAAAAGCAAGUAGAGACCAACAGUAAUGUAGUAUCAAAUGAUGGGGUCAAGGAAAGUCCAAUGUCAUCUCUCAAUUACGAAAAAAUGGUAAAAACAGACAUGGAAUUGUUUUCCUCUGAAGAAGAGGAAGAACAUGUUUCAGAUGAAAACAAAACGAAUGUGGAUUUAAAUGAAAUAUCAAUUGAAAUGGCAAAUGAUUCUCAAACAUCAUCAUGUAACAAUAACUGUGAGGUAUCUGUAGAAGAAGAAACCAGUAACAUAAUAAUGGACAGAACGGAAAAUAAUUCAAAUACAUCAGCAGUUUGCAGUAAACAUGAAUCUAAGAACUGUAGAAUGAGAGAGUUAUUAAAUUAUCGCCGUAAACCAAGGCAACAAUCGCCCAGAUUAAAUAUCGAAGAAGAAAUUGUUUUCUAUUCAGAUCAUAAAUAUUCAAAUGUGGAUUUUAAAAUACCAAGUUCCAAAAAUACAUGCUUGCACUCUUCACAAAAUGAAUCCCAAGAAUGCUUUCCUUCAAAUGUUCCACCAAAUGAUGAGAGAUUGCCUACCAAUUUUUCGAGCUCCGUAAUAAGAGAAGAUCACUCCGCAGUUCCUAAAAAUUCAUUGGACAAACAAGAUUUUUCGCAAAAUUGUCAGCCCAAACUAACACCAAUAUUCAAUAAUAUUUGCUCCAGCAAAAGAGAGUGUUCAAACACAACAAUGCAGGUCGAAGAAAUAGUUGACUUUCCUACAAAUUCGUCCAAUACACAACGAGACUGCAGUGAAGAAAUUGCAACAGAAAAAAUUGUUACAGAAAAAAUUCUGGAAUCUCCAACACCUACAGAUUCAUUAAAUGUUAAAAAUGGACCUCAAGAUUCCAAAGAAGAAAAUGUAUCAAAAUUAGAUGAAAUAUAUGUCCAGAGUACACAAAAUUCUAUGGAGUCAAGUACAGAGUCCCAUAUAAGCGUAAUGGAUUCCUCAGACGUGACGAAUACAGAAUAUGAAAGUUCAAUUAUUGAGAUUUCAUCCGAUCCAGCAGAGAGUGAUAAAACGAGAGACACUAAAUCGCCUUUUAAUGAACUUGUAAUUGAUGAGGAUUUACCGGAGGAAAAUGAAAAAGAAAAUAAUGACUCCUUGUCAUCCCAAGACAAUAAACUGAUCACUGUUGGGAACAUCGAGAAGGAAAAUAAUGAUACUUUUUCAGCCAAUGGACGACAAAAUAAUGUGUUUAAAAUUGAAUCUGUUGGGAGGACAACAAUAUCGCCAUCCAAGAUACGAAUAUCAUUUACUGAAAGAAAUGCGCCUAUUGGAGAUUACAACAAGGACAGUUCUUUGUCACCCAAUUCCAUAAAAUCUCCCCCUGAACAUGAUAAGCCCGAUGCAGACCAAGCCAAUUCGCAUACAGAGAAUGUUGGAUCAGACGACAGCAUUAAUCCAUGUGAAGUUAGUUCAAUACUCAACAGUUCUAUUUGCAAUGAUAUCCUUACCGAAUCAAUGUGUCCCAUUGUUGAUGAUAUCUUACAAAACACCGAUGCUGAAGCCAUACUACAAUCUCCGGACGCAAAUGUUCCCAAAAAACGUGGACGUAAACGUAAAAGUGAAUGCCAACCCGAACCAGCCGCACAACCACCUUGCAAACGUUCAGAACGUAUCAAGGCUAAACAUAUUAUUUUUGAAAAAUCCCUUAAGCUAAGUGUUUCUCCCGUGGAAAUUGGUAAAUAUACUAGAGUAAGCAAUAGGCAAAAUAUGCUAAAGAAUGAAACUAAGAGUAUAAGUAAGAAGUGCAAGGAAUCGAGUGAUACAAAAACACCUGUCCAGGGAGAGGAGCAGGAAGUGGCUACAAGAAUAGGAUUCUUUAGGGAAUUGGAUGAAGUUUCAAUGGAGGAAGAGAAGACAGGUGAUAAUACAAAUGAUAACCUUGAGAAUAUUAAAAAUAAUUCCGUUUCAUUGCCCUGCAACACAACUUUUGUUGCAGACCAAAUUCAAGACAUACGUACAAAUCCGAAAAGAACGUUGACUACACCUCUAGAAAACAAUUCCCCUAAGGCAGAACAUUUUAGUACACCUUUUAAGGGUAACAAAACAUUUGUUGUUGGUGACAAAAAUGGAGAAGCCAAUUUAAAUCUUAAUCGUAACAAAACUUUUGUUGUUGGUGACACCAUUGAAGAAGCCAAGACAAAUUGUAACAAAACUUUUGUUGUUGUAGGUAAUAAAUCUGAAGAAACUAAGUCAAAUCUUCUAAAUGAAACAAGUUCAAAUCAAGUUACCAACGCUCCUUUGCCUGAUGACACCAGGCUUGUUGUUAACCAAAACGAACAAAUUACAUCACCACAAAGUCCACUUGCAAUGGCACCUGAGAACUACGAUUCACCCAUGUCCCCACAAAAUACAACAGAAGAUAUUCUAAAUACCACCACCCUAGAUAUUCCUUUAGAACUUCUACCUGAAUGUAGGCCGCAACGUAAACAUAGUUCGCUCAUGGAAAGUUUAAUACAAAACUUCUCAAUUGUCCAUUACAAUACGAUUACACUUACCAAAUGCCUUAACGAAGAAACCUUUUCCAAAAAACAAAGAUCCCUUACCAGUUAUUAUAAUGAUCUUCUAAAAAGCUAUUGUUAUAAUCCCCUGCAAAUAGAUCCGGACAUUCACGCUUCCAAAAUUGUAAAGAAACUACAAAAUGAUACCAUAGAUUAUUCUUUAUUUUAUCAUUGUAUUUUGAAAAUAGUCAAGCAAUCGGAACCAUCCGAGGUAAAGGAACAUGAGUUGCCCUCAGUUAUACAAGAAAUGCCGCCGCGACAUUUAAACCUUGUACUACAGCGUAUGUUCUAUCUCAUGAAACAUCUGAUGAUGGCGCUGCAGCCCUACAAUUGUUGUGAACAACUAAAAUUGAGAAUAGAAUCUCUGCUGUUUAAUUGUCAACAGGCUGAGAAGAUAAGCCUACACGGCUGUCUACAUUUAACCCAAUUAUAUUUGAUAACUUGUAAAUUUUUAGAAACUCAAGUGCGUUUGCAUCCGGCCCGUUUGUAUGUAGCUAAAUGUCUUUAUUUCUAUUCCAUCAAAGCUAUAAAUAUGAUUCACGAAGUUCUCCUGUGGUAUCCCAGCGUAUUACCGCCUCGUGAAGAUCCCGUCUAUGAUCGCUCAGAUGCCCUCAUAACUGUAAUACAACACUGCCUCAUGAGUACUAAAUAUGAUAUGACCAAUACGGAUAUGCGUGGUAAAUCUCUGAUUUCAAAACUACGCUUUGAAUAUCACUAUGACCCCUUUAAACCCAAUUACGAUGAUGUCAUAUCGAAUCUUACCGACAAAUUACGAAGUUCCAAACUAAAUGAUGACAUAACCUUUGCCUUUGGUCUGUUCUCGUAUCGUAUGUAUCCAAUCAGAGCGGAAAAUAUUUUAUUAAAAACUCAUCUUCUACCGCUGGCCAAUGAGUUUUUCGAAUAUGCCUUAGUAAACAGUGAUUAUGAUAUACGUAUCUCUGCAUUAUUGGAAAUUAUAUCGAUUAUUGUUAAACCCUUUCCGCAGGAUUGGAAUGUGGAGAUAUAUUUGGAUUUAUUUUCACGUUUCCUCAACGGCUUUUCAAGGAAAAUUAUUCAGGAGGCAGCCGUUUGUUCGAUCUUACGUCUGCAACGCUUCGGUUAUGUGAAUUGCUUUAAUCGUCUACGUGCGUAUAGACCCACAUAUGAGCUCGAGCCACGAACCCAGGCCAUGUUUAAAAGUUUUAUACACCGUAAAAAAUUGGAUUAUUUGAAGCAAAUACAACGGCAGAGUCCAAUACAAUAGUUUUGUAUUAAUUCCGAAUCUUAAUGGUUAGCAAAAAACAAUUAUAAAAAUGGAUCGUUUCGAUCGGUUGUUAUUCUUCUUAAGUAUUUUGUGUGAAUACGAUCAUGCAAAAAGGGAAGGCGCUUGUAACAUGUUAUCCUUACAUAUGGUCUGUUCCAGAGGUGAACGAAUGCAAACAUUUGUUCCAACGGUAACCGAUGUUUCCUUUAUGUAAUAAAAAAAUGAAAAAUUAAUACAUUCCUGCUGGGCUAGAUAAUUUUUCUAUGGAUAACACAACGAAAAAUAUUUCCUUUUAACAUCAUCCAUUUCACAUUUCUUUUCCUUUUUAAAAAAUUUCAUGUCACCGUUUCAUAGAAGAAGAAUUGAGUUCUGAAAAUUAAGUUCUUAAAGCAAUGAUCAUUAGGAAAUAUUCAUUUCAUUUACAUUACAUAACUUACAACAUUUUAGUUUCGUUUCAACUUGUAAAUUAUUUAUACUAUGCCAAAUGGCGUUAUGUAUUUUAUAAAUACCCUAAACAACUAUUUUUAAAUAUCCUUAUUUUGUAAUUUAGAUUUAUAAUUUAUUUACAAAACUUGUAAUUUUUUUGUUUCAUAUUGUCAUUGUAUAAACAACUCAACUGUAUGUUUAUUUAAGAAAUUUUACAUAAAUAUUAUAGCGUGUAAGAUAAAUAUUUUAAAUAAUGAGAAACAUAAAUUUGCCAAAAACAUAGAUUUGUUAAUUAAUUUUAAAACAUUUGAAAAAUGCUUAAUAAAGCGUAUGAAUUUGUAUUUUCA